Eruca vesicaria subsp. sativa (arugula) is the source of this 1070-nucleotide messenger RNA. Lineage: Eukaryota; Viridiplantae; Streptophyta; Magnoliopsida; Brassicales; Brassicaceae. The record is from the annotation of a GenBank genome assembly.
CGGUCUAAAACUGUUUUGAAACACACAAUACGUCCCUGGUGUCAGUUGACUGUUGGAUACAACGUAAAGACGCAAUUUCAGAAAGCGACCCUUUUCUGCUUUCAUCUCUCAACAACAAUGCUUGGUUCUUCCUUCUUCUCUCACCUAUACACGUAACCUUCUCAAUACCAACGGUUUCAUAUCUGGCUCAGUGUUUGUUUCUGGUUCGCCGGCGACCAAGUUAAGAGUAUCUACCGAGUCCAGGAGAUGUUAAGAAACUCUGUAGCUUCACCUUUGGCAACAUCGGGUCCUACCAAAUCCUUCCGCCAAUCUGUGGGUGAUCUUGUAACAUACACUAGUGUUCUGCCGUUGAAACUGAACUUGUCGUAUCAUGGUGUGGUUGGAGGAGUAAGGACAUCUCGUGUUCCACGAAACAAGUGGAUAGUGGUUCGUUCGACAACACAAGUGGAAACCUCUGGUGAUGAGCCAAAGACAUGGGAAGAAUGCAAAGAAGCUGUGUCUUGUUUUGAUUUCAGCGUAGAGGAGCAAGACAAGAUACUAGGAAAAGCGUUUGGUCAUAUCCACUCGCCGUACUGGACUGAAGAACGAGUGAAAGAGAAUCCAAAGGUGGAAACUUUGAAUCAAGUACUUGAGUUCCUCAGAAGUCUCGGUUUGUCCGAUGAAGAUCUGCACAAAGUGCUGAAGAAGUUCCCUGAAGUACUUGGCUGCAGCUUAGAAGAAGAGAUGAAACCCAACAUUGGGAUCUUGGAAAAUCAAUGGGGGAUUACUGGUAAGUCGCUGCGAAGUCUGUUGCUUCGGAAUCCGAAAGUGUUGGGAUACAAUGUGGAUUGUAAAGGAGAUUGUAUUGCUCAAUGCACUCGGUGUUGGGUUCGGUUUUAGUCUUUCACAAGGAGAAGAGUUGAUUUGUAUCUAGUCCUUCAUCUUAUGGUUUCAUUACAGCUACCGAAAUAAACAAGCAUUGAUGAUUCAAGAACCAAUGUGGAUGCUUGUACUUAGAUGAAUUACACAUUAAUUUUAAAUUAGUUUUUAUUUGAUGAAUUAGAAUGUUAAUUAGAUUGUCUUGACAAAAC